UUUAUCAUUAACAAAAUACGACCAGCAAAAUAUGCAUUCAAUGGCAGAGAUAAAGGAGGGUAAAGAGGAAGUAAGAAAAGAUGAAGAAUUGGACCGAAGUACGCUGCACAGUUUGCAGAAGAACUCGAUCAGCGCCUUCAUGGAGUACGGUCAGAAAAUCGGAAGGAAACCAACCCUGGAAUGUCACCCAGUCAAGAGAUUAAGAUUGUUCUCUGGAAAUCCAAUUUUUAUAGCCUCUGCAUGUAUUGGAGAAGAUGUAAUUUGUACUGCCGAGGCACCGAACAAGAAAGAUGCUAGAACACAAGCAGCCGAUAUGGCACUAAGACAAAUGCCUCGCAACCUGAAUGUAAAACAGGUACGUACAUUUGAUGAAUCUUCAACACGAAUGGAACUGGCUAUUCCUGACAAAGAUCCCGUUAGUGCCUUUAUGGAGUACGCACAGUCAAACGGACAAACUGGAUGUAUCGUACAGGAUUCACAGACAGGACCAUCACAUUGUCCAACGUUUUACAUGCAUGCCGAGCUUGGUAACCGUGUGUUUCAGACAGUUGAGCAUGGAAACAAGAAAGAGGGCAGGAAAGAAGCCGCAAAUGUAGCUCUGUUGGAACUGCAGAGUGAAGGACGAAUACCCAAACAGACGGCAAGGCCUGGAACAAGCAGGAUGCGCAGGAUUGACGACUUUAGUGAUAUUUGUCCACCUGGUAAAAAUCCUCUGCAAUUGUUUCACGAGUUUGCUCAGUCCCAGAAACUGACUUGUGAUGUCAUUGAAACGUCUCCAAGAACCGGACCACCCCAUGCAUACACAUUUUUCAUGGCCGCCCGAUUGGAUGAGGAACAGUUUCCAACGAUAUCAGGAAAAAGUAUGAGCGAGGCAAAAAAUCGAGCGACAGCAGCAGCACUGAGAAGCCUUCAGAAGACAGGAAGAUACAAAGUCCAGUCAUCCCAGGCAAGGCCUGGUGGCAGAGAAAUUCAAACUUUAGAAACAUGGAGUGACAAAGUAGCCGCCGAGGUUAUUGGGAAAUUUGAGAGGGUGAUAUCAACAGUAGAAGAAAAUUUGUCAGGGCGCAAGGUUUUGGCCGCCAUCUUGUUACAUGAUAAAUAUACGAAGAGACUGUCUGUAAUCAGCAUAGGAACAGGAAACCGCUGUGUAACUGGAAAUAACCUGUGUGUUGACGGGAACGUCAUCAACGAUUCUCACGCAGAAGUUAUAGCGAAACGGGGUUUUAGAAGGUACUUGUAUAGUGAAAUACAUAAACCCCACUCUGGGCUACUGACAAGAACGCCAUCUGGAAAAUUAAAACUAUCUCCUCACCUGUCCAUCCACCUGUAUAUAUCUACGGCCCCCUGUGGGGACGGGGCAGUGUUCACACGUGCAAACCCUGGCAACAGUUCCAAGCACCAGCCAAUAUUCGGAAGCUCACAUCAGGGACAUUUAAGGACUAAGAUGGAGCAUGGAGAGGGGACCAUACCAGUUGAUGACGCUCCUCAGACUCUGGAUGGGAUCCGCCGACAAGAACGUCUUCGCACGAUGUCAUGUAGCGACAAAAUCUGCCGCUGGAACGUUGUAGGACUGCAGGGGGCGCUUCUGUCGCUGUUUGUAGAACCGAUUUAUCUGUCAACUAUUACCUUAGGUCAGUUGUUUAGUGAUGGCCACAUGUCACGAGCUAUGUGCUGUCGGGUAGAUCGUGACAGUAGAGCGUUAGAGGGCCUUCCUCCUGGUUAUAAACUGCAACAUCCAUAUCUAGGUUGUGUUACACGUCUGGAUGAUGUCCGCAUCGUGGAUAAAUCCCGCGCUCUCAGCAUCAACUGGAACUCAGCAGACGACACAGUGGAACUGACUGAUGGGACACAUGGGAAGACGAUUGGUAAUUCCACAUCUCGAAUAUGCAAAAGAAGUCUAUUCCAGCUCUUCAUUCAGACAAGCAAGAGUAAUUUGAAUCAAACAUAUCGUGAAACAAAAAACAUGGCCGAGGACUACAAAACAGCAAAAGACGUGUUUGUAUCAGCCAUGUCAGGUUACGGGUAUGGAGAAUGGGUUAAGAAACCGCCUGAAAUUGACGUAUUUCAUCUGAGAAGCAGUGAGACCAACGUGGAUACACGACGUGCAUACACGAACAAUAUCCGAAAUAAUACGCAUUUCUGGCAUCUCAAAUAUUGAGGGAAUGGUGUAGAACGGUGAGCUAGUUGCGCCAAUAUUGCUACCAUAAAACCUAUCAAAGACGAAAGCAAAAUGUAUUGCAGAGCGUGUUAAGUAACGUAACAUUCUGCACAGACUGGGAUUGUUGAAAAUUGUUCUUUGAUGUAAAGACUUUAGUUAGGUUCAUCGAUAGUUUUUAUAAUUUUGAUAAAUAUUGAAGAUAUUUCUUGUCUGUUGUAUACAGACUUUAGUAAAGAUUGUAACAGGGUUUCUGAUCGUAAUGAACUGAUGAAUGAAAACACCUCACAGGCAUUUGUUUCGGAAAUAAAUUUAACCCAUAGUACUACUACUAACAUUAUAUUAUGUUUUAAUU
Saccostrea cuccullata (small rock oyster) is the source of this 2510-nucleotide messenger RNA. RefSeq names its product double-stranded RNA-specific adenosine deaminase-like. The record is from RefSeq and is a predicted model, not a curated record. Lineage: Eukaryota; Metazoa; Mollusca; Bivalvia; Ostreida; Ostreidae. Gene Ontology annotation, biological process: RNA processing; adenosine to inosine editing. Gene Ontology annotation, cellular component: cytoplasm; nucleolus. Gene Ontology annotation, molecular function: double-stranded RNA binding; double-stranded RNA adenosine deaminase activity; tRNA-specific adenosine deaminase activity. The transcript has 14 exons. The coding region runs from base 32 to 2158 and encodes 708 amino acids.